Gryllus bimaculatus (two-spotted cricket) is the source of this 2841-nucleotide messenger RNA. Lineage: Eukaryota; Metazoa; Arthropoda; Insecta; Orthoptera; Gryllidae. The record is from the annotation of a GenBank genome assembly.
AAUAUAAAUAAAAAUUUAAUUUUAUGGUUUGUGUCUCAUCAUUUGCGGGGAAGUAAACGCGAACAAAAGUAGUAAAAAUCUUACGUAAAAGAGAGGCAGUGUUAUUUUCAUGAGGAGGCGUGGCUUAUUUAAAUCAACCAAUCGUAUCCUACAGGUAUUGACCCGAGCUGUGACAACAACAAACCUCUCGCCAUUGCUGAGGGGAGGUAUAUCACGCGUUGUGUCUGUGUUGCUCCUUGCAAAGAAGUGGGGAAAUUUUAAUUAUUUUUAAAAUGUGUUAAUUAUUAUUAAUUGGGAGGAAAUCUGUUUCGUGAAAUAAUGUUCAAAUCAAAAAAUCUGGAGUUUGUUAUGAGGUUAGAAAUAAAUUGACUAAACGUCAUAUUUUGCAUCCAAAAGUUUUUACAAUACUUAAAUUAGUGCUUGCUGGAUGCUCUCUUGUGACAGAAUAUGAACGGAUUCAGUACUGGGGAGGAAGACUCGAGAGGUCCUCCUGACCAAAUAUGCUGUCUAGUUGACGAUGGCGAGAGAUGCCCCCGACCAGCAGGUAAUGCAUCGUACAGCAAAAGAAUUCAAAAGACUGUGACCCAAAGGAGAUUGAAGCUUCACUUGGAUAGUGUGGCUCGGCAUAUCUACAUUUGUGAUUAUCAUAAAGGUGUUAUACAGUCGGCAAGAACUAAGCCCAGGCGUAGGAAAGACUCUGAAGAUGAUUCUAAUGAAACUGACACUGAUGUUCCAGAAGUCGAUCUUUUUCAGCUUCAGGUUAACACUUUGCGAAGAUAUAAAAGACAUUAUAAAGUAUCUACGAGGCCAGGGACAAACAAAGCUCAGCUAGCAGAUACGCUAAUGAAGCAUUUCAAAACUAUUCCUGUGAAAGAGAAAGAAGCCUUGACAUUCUUUAUUUAUAUGGUUAAGUCGAACAGUAACAAACUUGACCAGAAAAAUGGCAUUGGGUCUGAUGCUGCAUAGUGAUAUAAACUAUUUUCUCAAUGUUUGUAGAAGUUUUGAGUCUGUUCUUGAAGCCAAGAGAAGAAAGUAGUCAGCAAUGUGAAGUUCUUUUUGAAAAUCGUGUUUUUGUGUAAAAGAUGCCCAAUUUGGUGUGCAUUCCCUCCAAAUUGUAUUUUAAGCUUCUUUUAACAGUUUCUCUUAGUCAUAAUGCUUUAUUUUAACUGAUUGUAAAACAGUCAAAAUUCUGUGUUACUCCAUUGUAAAAUUUUUAGAACUAAUUGUUUGAGGCAGUGAAAUGAUAUUGCAAAACAUCAAAGUAAUCCAAGCUUCCUGUAUUGGGACAGUGCAAUAUAUUGUUGCCUCAUCCAGAUUCCUUGAUUAGUGGGAAUCUUUUAGAGUUUUUGUCAUUGUUUUAUUAUAUGUUAAGUUAAAUUUUUUUUAUUAUGAAUGAUGCAUUUUAUUUAAUGUGUAUAUAUCAUUUUCAAGAAUGAAAAUCUAUGAUUAAUAAAGAUUUAAGUGUACAAUCUUGUACAAUAUUUCGUACUAAGGAGACCAAAUAAAUUUGCUUGUAUUAUAAUUAAUUUAAUGUUAGAGAUGCUGUAUUUAUUUUCAAUGUGUUACACGAGAGGUGCUCAAAAUGUGGAGGUUUGGCAUAGUAUUAGUCUUCCGUCCAAUCUGGGUCUAGUGGGGGCAAAAGAGAAUUAAGAUAGUUGUGGAUAGAAUUGCCAUUAUCUCAAAUUGUGAUUAAAAAAAUAUUGCUGCAAAUGCAGGAAAUGCAUUGCAAGUGCAAGUUUAGACAAUGUGAGAUAAAUCUGCAAUUCAGAACUUUGAAAAGAUUUAACUAGUCUGAAAACUUAGUAGUACCUGGCCAAAUACUGAAAUAAGUCCUUGAGUGGCAAUAAGCAAUGUCUUGUAUCUUAAAAUCCUUAAAUUAAUCUUCAUUUUGAAGAUUUAUUGAAGUUGUAGGAGCAAAAAUUCUGAUCAGUUCUGUUGCUGUUAAAGAAAUAUCUUAUAAACAUUUGCUACAAUUAGGCUAUUUGCUCAAGAGGUUCAUUACAAGUUCUAAAUUUGAACAUAUUCAGAGCUGAGAUUUGAUUUUAUGCUAAUUAUGGUAUGGUUUUAUUGGUAUCUUUAUUGCUGUCUUGUUUAAGUACAUUUUUGUCUAUUGUAUGUUUUUCAACCUGUGAUCAGUACAAGUAGUUAAUACAAAUAAGUUCUCUAUUUUUUAAUAAAAGGACUACAAAGAGUUCAAAGAAUUUUCCUAUCUCCCUUUUGUAUUUCCUACAUCACUGAUUUGGAAGACUUAUCAAGUAAAACAUUUAUUUUCAUCCAAUGUAAAGAAAGUAACACAUUGGAAAAUUAAAACAGCAAAGAACUAAAAGCUGAAUAAAACAUUGAUAUAGAAUUGAAGCUUCAUUUUUCAAUAAGGUUUCUUUUUAUUUUAAGAAUUGUUAGAAAUAACUAAGGAUAUUAAUUUCACAGUUGCUGAAAACUAUUAUGCAUUUAGUAUUAAAAACAUCAAACUUUAAAGUCGUAAGUAUGGGAAAUAUUUUUCUGAAUUAUUAAAUUCUCUUAUUUUGAUUGGCUUCAGUUAAAUACAUAAUAGUAAAUCUUUGAUAAUUAAAGUCAUUAGCUGAAGGAAAUCAACAUUAGUCUUAGGAGUCCAAGUACUUUAUUUUCAAACUCAAGUUUUGAACACUAACAGAUAUGUGUCAAAUUUUAGGUCUUGAACCUUUCUCCUGAUGUAGGUAAUAAUUUUCCAAUGUCAACGAAAGCAUUAAGGUCUCGCAAAAUGAUAAAAGCACAUGGUUGUUUACAGUAUUUUAUAAUAAAUUUUCACAGUAUUCAAUUAAACAUGUCACUUUGAAGUUGUUUAAAUUAUUAUUCUUGUUAACA